This is a messenger RNA of Quercus robur (English oak), 1506 nucleotides long. RefSeq lists its product as uncharacterized. Lineage: Eukaryota; Viridiplantae; Streptophyta; Magnoliopsida; Fagales; Fagaceae. The record is from RefSeq and is a predicted model, not a curated record. Gene Ontology annotation, molecular function: nucleotide binding. The coding region runs from base 200 to 1318 and encodes 372 amino acids. The transcript is spliced from 7 exons.
UCCAUUCUCUUGAAUAAAUCCUGUUCUCCAUUGGUCGUUUUUAUUCGUGAAAAAAAAGGAAGAGACUCCAUUGUUAGAUAACGGCCAAACCAGUCACUAGAAAAUAGAAUGCAACCGUCACUUAACUUUAUAUCUGUGGCAAAACUAACGCAUACAUAAAGUGUGAGAGUGUGUGAGAAUCUCGAGUCAACUAUCAACCAUGGCUGCAGCUGUAGCUAUAAGCAGCACAGUGAAGUACGGGAUCAUCGGUGUGGGAAUGAUGGGCAGAGAACACCUCAUCAAUCUGCAUCAUCUUCGCACAGAAGGCGUAGCUGUUGUUGCCAUAGCUGACCCCCAUGUCCCUUCCCAAGGCCUUGCCCUGCAAUUAGCUCAAUCCUUUAAUUGGCCACUCAAGGUUUUUUCGGGGCACCGGGAGCUAUUGGACAGUGGUCUCUGUGAUGUACUGGUUGUGUCAACACCAAACAUGACCCAUUAUGAGAUUCUUAUGGAUAUCAUCAACCACCCGAAACCCCAUCAUGUAUUGGUGGAGAAGCCAUUGUGCACCACAGUUGCUCACUGCAAAGAGGUCGUAAAUGCUGCUAGAAAGAGGCAGGAUAUUCUUGUACAAGUUGGUCUGGAGUACAGAUACAUGCCACCUGUUGCUAAACUAAUAGAAAUAGUUAAGGGCGGAAAUCUUGGACAGGUUAAAAUGGUGGCAAUCCGGGAACAUCGUUUUCCCUUUUUGGUUAAGGUCAACAAUUGGAACCGGUUCAAUGUUAACUCAGGGGGAACACUGGUAGAAAAGUGCUGCCACUUCUUUGAUUUGAUGAGGCUGUUUGCAGGUGCAAAUCCUGUCCGUGUGAUGGCUUCUGGAGCUAUUGAUGUUAAUCACAAGGAUGAAAUAUAUGAUGGAAAGGUACCAGAUAUAAUUGACAAUGCAUAUGUUAUUGUUGAAUUUGACAAUGGUUCUAGAGGGAUGCUCGACCUCUGCAUGUUUGCUGAAGGCAGUAAAAAUGAGCAAGAAAUAUCUGUUGUUGGUGACACUGGGAAGGGGGAGGCCUUUGUUCCUGAGAGUAUUGUACGUUUUGGUACACAAGAGAAAGGAAGAGAUGGUGUCCAUACUUUAAAAGCUGAGGAUGACCGAAUAAAAUAUGAUGGGCUGCAUCAUGGGUCUAGCUACUUGGAACACCUUAACUUCUUGUCUGCAGUUCGAGCUAAAGGUGGCCAAGCUCCUGCAGUGGGUUUGCAAGAUGGUUUGAUUUCAGUUGCUAUAGGAGUUGCAGCACAGCUCUCCAUAGAGAAGGGCCGAUUUGUUCCCAUCGCAGAAGUCAUGGAUUAAUAGUGCAGUGCUUCUGUUUGACUUUUGAUCUUUUGGUGGCAGUGGAAGUUGUAAUUCAGCUAUCUUCCCCUUCCUCCUUUGUUUAGGUGUAGAAAUGGCUGUAAUUGUAUAUCGGGUGGCCUACAUUAAAAGGGAUUAGCCUAUAAUAAAAGUCUGCCAUAUAAUGCAAAAAUUUUACUUUCCUUGUU